GAAUGACAGCAGCGCGGUUCCUCAGAAACGAGAUCCUAGUGUCCUCAACAAUCAGCUUAUACAGACAGAUUGCUUGUGUUACGGAAUCGUAAUCAAAAAAAUUACAGAAGAUAUUGAAGAAUUUGUGGAAAGUUGGAGGGAAAAUCCUCCCCAGGAGAACAUCCGUUCCUGGGGCACAUCUUUUAGUUAUGAACCACCCUGUUUGACUCGAACUAAUGCAUUUUUGCAGAGGACAUACUCAUUAUGCAGCGUAUUGCUUUGGUCCCCCUUUAAAGACUGUCAUGAAUUUGUGAGCCCAUUUCCUUUCAUGGCCAGUUGCACAAAUGAUUUAUGUAUGUCAGGCAUUGAUAAUACCACUUGGUGUCAUGCAUUAACCGAAUACGCAAGGACUUGUGCUCAAGCAGGAAGACCACUCCACGAAUGGCGGGCUAAUUUUGAGCAAUGUGUUGUUAAAUGUGAGGAGCAUCUUGUCUACAAUGAAUGCAUUGAUUGUUGCCCAUUUUCCUGUCGCCAGAAAACUCACUGUGUUGAUAGUGAACUUCCCUGUGUUGAUGGAUGCUAUUGUCCAGAUGGCCUUAUUUAUGAAGACAGAUUAUGUGUGAGGCCAACUGACUGUCCUUGUGAUUACCAUGGAACUAUCCACAGAACUGGUACAGUUGUUCAAGAGGAAUGCAAUAACUGUACAUGUUCUGGAGGAAGAUGGAUUUGCACUAAUCUUACCUGUCCAGCUCAGUGCUCAGUUUCAGGAGAUAUUCACUUCAUGACAUUUGAUGGGCGCAAGUUUACUUUUCAAGCACCCUGCCAGUAUAUCUUGGCAAAAAGUCGUGUCUCUGACAAAUUUGCUGUGACUCUACAAAAUGCUCCUUGUGGACAGAAUCACGAUGGAACAUGUAUCCGAUCAAUCAGUCUUAUUUUCAGUCAAGAUUUUAGGAGGCAAGUAACUCUGACCCAUUCAGGAGAUGUUUUGGUACAUGAUCAAUAUAAAGUUAAUCUUCCAUACAUUGAUGAUUCCUUUGAAAUUAGGAAACUUUCCUCUGUAUUUUUACAAAUUAAAUCAUACAUUGGAUUAGAAAUACUUUACGACUGGAAAGGUUUAAGACUCUAUCUUGAAGCUGAUGCUCAAUGGAAAGAUGACACCAUUGGCCUCUGUGGAACUUUCAAUGGAAAUACUCAGGAUGAUUUUUUAUCUCCAGUUGGAGUGCCAGAAACCACACCUCAGCUUUUUGGAAAUUCCUGGAAAACAUCAUCAUCCUGUAGUCCUGGGUAUGACAGCUCAUCAAUAGAUCCAUGUGAUGUUCAUUUACAAGCAGCUGCUUAUGCAACAGAAGCUUGCAGCAUCAUUACCAGAGACCUCUUUGCCCCAUGCUAUACCUAUCUGAGUCCUCUCCCCUAUUUUGAACAGUGUAGAAGAGACACCUGCAAAUGUGGGCAGAUCUGUAUGUGUUCCGCUCUCUCCCAUUAUGCCCAUAUGUGUGUGCAUUUGGCUUGUAACAUGAGAAGUUUUCUUCUUCUCAUUUGAGCAGCUCUUUCAUGUGAAGAUACAAAGGAAUACAGUACUUGUGUAUCUACCUGUGGUAGGAGCUGCCGAGCAUUCUCCGUGCCAGAGGCAUGCGAUGGUUAUUGUGUCGAAGGCUGCACCUGCCCCUCUGGAAUGUAUCUGAACAUCAAAACUGACAGAUGUGUGCCACAAAAUGAAUGCCCUUGCUAUUUUCAUGGUAUUGACUAUCCCCCUGGAGAAAAUAUAAUCACAUCUUUUGGAAAGUGCCACUGCAGAAAUGGGAUGAUGAACUGUGAAGACAACACUGAUCAUGAUUGCCCAGAAGACCAAAUCUAUGUUAACUGUAGCCAUCCACCAACUAUGGAACUUGGCAGGGAGAGAACCUGUGAAAAUCAACUGCUAAAUAUUUCUGUGUCUACACAGCUUUCAUGCUUUUCAGGAUGCAUGUGUCCCACUGGGCUUUUUAAAUACGGCGAUAUGUGCUUCAAGCCAAAUGAGUGCCCAUGUUCUUGGAAAGGCAAAGAAUAUUUUCCUGGGGACAAAGUAAUUUCUUCUUGUCAUACCUGCAUCUGUAGUCAUGGCUCAUUUAAAUGCAAUUUCCAUCCAUGCCCAUCAAUGUGUACUGCAUAUGGAGAUCGCCAUUAUAGAACUUUUGAUGGCCUGUCUUUUGAUUAUGUUGGAAACUGUAAGGUUUACCUGGCUAAGAGUUCCUCAAUUACUAGUUUCUCAGUCAUCAUAGAAAAUGUCAACUGCUUUAACAUUGGAAUCGUUUGCAGAAAGUAUGUUUCCAUUAAUGUAGGAAAAUCGUUCAUAAUAUUUGAUGAUGACACUGGAGAUCCGAGUCAUCUGAGUUACAUAGACAAACUGCAGCAAGUGUAUAUAUGGAAGGCUGGGUUUUUCACCAUUGUUCAUUUUCCUAAUGAACACAUCACAGUAAUGUGGGAUCAAAGAACAACUGUUCAUGUGGAGACAGGGCCUCAGUGGCAGGGUGAGCUGACUGGAUUAUGUGGAAAUUUUGACUCCAAAACAAUAAAUGAAAUGAGAACUCCAGAAAAUUUUGAGUUAACAAAUGCACAAGAAUUUGGGAGCAGUUGGGCAGCUAUUGAGUGUGUUGACAGCUCUGAUAUUCGGCAUCCCUGCAUUUUAAACCCACUCAGAGAAGCAUUUGCAAAGAAAGAAUGUGGAAUACUAUUAAGUGAAAUAUUUGAGUCAUGCCAUCCAGUGGUUGAUGUCACUUGGUUUUAUUCAAACUGUUUGAUUGACACAUGUGGUUGUAACCAGGGAGGGGAUUGUGAAUGUUUCUGUACAAGUGUUUCAGCCUAUGCUCAUCAGUGUUGUCAACAAGGAGUUACAGUAGACUGGAGAUCUCCUAGACUAUGUCCAUAUGAUUGUGAAUAUAUCAAUAAAGUUCUGGGAAAAGGUCCCUACAAAUUGGUUAGCUAUUUGGAUGGAAAAACUAUAAUUGCAGCAAAACUGCAGGAUGGUUCUGUUUUCCCAGCAAGAGAAGAUGACUUAGCUUCGGGGGAUGCUUUAACCUUCAUGCUAACAUCACCACUGUAUAAGCCCAAAGCACAUGACCCACACCUGGUUUCACUGGAAGCAGCUGACAGACCAAAUUAUUUUCUUUAUUUAGCUUCUAAUAAUACCCUUGUUCUUUCCAAGUGGGAAAGAAAUGAACAUUUUCAGAACAGAUCAACAUUUGCCAUCCACAAAAACACAUGGUUCUCAGGAUAUAGUUCUUUUGAAUCAUUUGCCAUACCAGGAUUAUUCAUCUACAUUUCAGCUUCCUCUGUGACUGUUGUUAAAUUUCAUCAUUCUGAGGCAUUCAGACUCUCUACACUUUUUAAACUUGUAGAUAGCAAAUUUAAAUUUUUAUCCCGCUCAACCUGUGAAUGGCGCUAUGAUGCUUGUUCAAGUCCUUGUUUCAAGACAUGCAGAGAUCCUUUGGCAAAACAUUGUCAGACUGUUCCAAAAGUGGAAGGAUGUGUUCCUAUGUGUCCUUUGAAUAUGGUGCUGGAUGAACUCACUCAAAGAUGUGUUUAUUUUGAAGACUGCAUUGAACCAACAACUGAAGUUCAAAUUCUACCAUCUACUUUAAAGACACAUACAGUGUUUGGGGCUCUUCAAUCUUCCGCAGCAGUUCUGAGUAAAGAAAUAGCUUUUUCUGUGACCCCAGCAUCAAAACUUAGAGAAACAACACCUGCAUCCAAGCAGCAAUUCAGUUCAACCAUUGAAAAAGCUAAACUUUCAACAUUUUCAUUGCCAAAUAUUACUUUAGCUACAUUAGCUCUUUCAGUUCAAUCAACUUUUGAUACAAGUGCAUUGCCAGGAUUUUCACACCUGCUAACUGAAUUUAGCCCCGUAUCUGUAGUUCCUCCUUCAGCAACUGAUGUAGUUAUUGACACUUUGCAGACAAGCAGUAUGACAAGCUUUUCAAUCCCCUCAACAUCUACAAUUACUGAAGCAGAAAGUAAAUUAACAGCUACUCCAACUUCCAUUGUGACUCCAUCAAUUAUUACAGAAGACAAAUCAUUAGACGCGUCUAGAUUAGUUUCACAAAUAAAAGUAAUAACUGCUCAGAGUUCCCCUACAGAGGACAUAGAAAGAAAGCUUCAGAACAUUACAGAAAGCCAAACUUUAUCUAUAAUAGCAACAAAACCAGAGCAUACAAGUCAAUUUUUUACCAAAUCAACAUUGACAUCUUCGGAAAUAUCUUCCCCUUUGCCAACAUCAAGGCAAACAACAAGCAGCACUAAGUCAAGAGUAAUCCACUCAACUUCAACAAUCACCAAUGUUACUGAAACUUCAUUUGCUCCUUUAUUUACUACUUUAGUAGCUGAAAAACCAGUUCUAAAGCCAGGUUCUUCAGAAACAUCAAAGACAACUGUUGUUUUAAUUAAAGAACAGCUUAAAAGUACUAUUAUUCCAAUAACUCCAGUACCAACACAGCUUCCCCACACGUUCCUGACAUAUCCAAGUGUUUUAGUUUCUACUACUAAGAAGGAAGUGCCACAAACAUCAAAUGUUACAUAUCAAACAAGUUCAUAUUUUUCUUUGUAUACACCUAUAUUCUCAAAACCUCAAAUUUUUACUUCUAAACUUCCCAGAAAAACUGAUUUAUCUUCUACUACAAUAGUUUCCAAAAAAUAUUUACAAACAGAGCAGCCACUGUUUAUAGUGCCAAGCAUUACAGAGCCUGCAACUGCUUCAUCUGAUAGAGUUACAUCUUUGUCUACAAUAGUAACCUCUAAAACCUCAACUUCAUCUGAAUCAUCAAUUCCAAUCUCCCAGAAAAUAUCUACAGAACACAAAAUACCUUUGCUCCUGAAAACUACAAAGACAAGUGUUCCAGAUUCUGGUGGUGUAACAAAAUCAAAAACAGAAUCUGCACUUAUAACAGAAGUCAUAGCCACAGUUGUCCCAGGUCCAUUGGUCACUAAAAAGGUAGAAUCAGUUGGAACAACUGAAUAUCCAUUUAUUCAGCAUGCUGUUACUGAUAUGGAAAAAGCAACAGAAUAUCUUAGUAAAAAAGAAUUGGAAAAAACUACCAGGUUAUACACAAGAAAACCAUCUAUUUCUCACCUUCCAAUAUCCCUUUCUACAAUUAUAACGUCAAAGAUAGACACUGCCCUUGUUCCUUUAUCACCUGAAAUUCAGGUUCCUGUGGCUGCAGCUAUUCACCCAGUUACUUCAAAGACCACCUACAGGACAGUACCACCAAGCACAAUAGUUUUAAGUUCAACUCCAGAAUUGACAGUAAAAGAAUCUAGGGUUACUUUAUCUCCAUAUACUAAACUUAGCAGCAGGUCACCAACUGAAGUAGCAUCCAUCAAAGAAAUAUCAACCUUGUUUUCUUCAGCUACUCUUUCUGUAACAACAUUUCCUCCUAUAAUCUCUCUAGUGAACAAAACAUCUUUGUUUACUUCAGCACAAAAUAUAACUAUAGUACCAACCACUGCAAAACCAUCAGUUGAGCCAACAAAGUCAUCUGUAACUUCCAGGUUUGCUACCUCCUCUGUUUAUACUUCUGCAACAGAAAGCAUUUCUACCCAAGUAAGAGACAAAUCUGUUCUUCCAUAUUUGAUAACACAAACACCAGGGAAGCAUGAGUCUUUGCUGGCUUCUAAAGCGUAUUUAACCACAAAAGGAACUUCUAUAGCAUAUCAGUUUCCAGUUGAACAAACUGGUAUUUAUUCCCAAAGUACUUUAAGUACAACAGAGUCAGUCAAAAUAGCAGUGCCUUCUGUCUUCCAAAGCACUUCACAUCCAUUUGUUACCCCUUCAGUUGCUUCACAUACUUCUUCAUUUUCACCCAAAAUCCCACUUGUAAGUGAUAAAGAAACUACCCAGCAAAUAAUAGAGUCCUUUUCUACCGAAAAGUUAAGGACUCAUUUACCCACCACAGAGCAAGCAUUAAGUCCUUCUCAGUUAUCUGCAGAAUCCACCACUUUGUUUCAUGUAUCAAAAUCAACAUCACCUUCACUAUUUAUAUUGGAAGCACCAGAAACUUCAGUUGUGAGCCAAACAGAUUCACAAGAAAGGGUAUUUUUAACACCUGUAUCAACAGCUUUCACAUUUGUGAAGACCGGUGCUACAGAGAAGACAUUAACUUUGUCUAAGCAAAUUCCACUUUCUGCUAUUUCUUCUAGCUCAGCGUCCAUAGGACUAAGCAGUCUCACAACUAAGAGUGUCACAAAAACAUUAGAAAAAACAGCAGGAACAAAAGAAUCUAUCACAUCUUUAUUUUCAGUACUUUCUGAUAUUUCAGAAACAAAGAGCAGACCUUCCAAAAUACUAGAAACUGAUGGAGAAAUAUUGGCUACAAAGCUUACUCUAUCACCUUCAAUUAGCAAACAUUCACCAACGUCCCCUGCUCCACUUAGUUCUACUAAUGAAACUGUAGUACCCAAGUCCCCAUCUGUGAAGGAGGCAACAAUAGCACCAACAAGCUCUUUGCCAAUACUAACAAUUCAUCCAAAUGCUACAAGAGCUACAGCCGCUCCUAUCUAUUCAUCAACCAAACCAGUAUAUGAUUCUGGCACAAUAUACGCUGCAAAUUUUACUACUGUUGAAACUAUGUCGGGUGCUUCAGCAUCAGCUUUCAUAUCACCUGGAGAGAUAGCAACUCAGCCAACAUGUAUACCUGUCACAGAAAAUGACUGCAUAAAACAUAUUUGCUUAGAUGGACAAUUAAUUCAAGUUAACCAAUCACAGUACUGCCCAUACAGUGCAACACAAACCAGCUGUGGAUUUCUCGGAUUUGCUGUUCAGAUUAAUGGCGACAAAUGCUGCCCCAAAUGGGAAUGUGCAUGUCGAUGCACUUUCUUCUCUGAUCUGAGCUUUAUCACCUUUGAUGGACAUCAUAUGGCUUUAUUUAAAGAAGCAUCUUAUAUAAUCAGCCAAACGCAAGAUGAAGUUAUAAGCAUUCAUGUUGUUGAUGACAGAAAUACUAAUAUGGGGAACGUAACCUACUUCAAGCUAAGUCUGGCAAUGCUGAAUUUAACAUAUCUAUCUAACCAGAUUAUCAUUGAUCGCUUAAGUAGAAAGAUAGUGGUCAAUUCAAAAUAUGCUUGGCCUACUGUUAAAAAAUAUGAUUUUAAAAUUGAGGACACUGGCUUUAUGUAUCUUAUUAAAACCCCAACAAAUACUAAAGUUCAGUGGUUCCAUAAUACUGGGAUGAUGAUAAUUGAACAUAAUGCAACCAGCGAUCAAAAAACAAUGGGAUUGUGUGGUUUCUGUGAUGGAAUUUCAACAAAUGACCUCAUGUUACCUAAUAAUACAGUUGUAAGAACUGCAGCUGCUUCAGUUAUCUUCACAGAUAGCUGGUUGGUGCCAAAUACAUUGAAGUAUAUUGGAGAACCAAGAACCCAUGAAGCUAAUUGUUCAACCAUGAAUUGUUCAUUUUGCUUAAAUAUGUUGUUGAGCCAAACAUUCAGCAGCUGCCAUUCUUAUGUUUCUCCAGCUUCUUUUUGUGAUUUAUGGAUCCAAGACACUGGAUAUAUUCAGGAUCCAUGUUUAGCACUGUCUGCUUAUGUCGCCAUGUGUAAUAAAUUUAAUAUCUGCAUAGAAUGGAGGAAUUCUAGUUACUGUCCCUUUCCUUGUCCAGAAGGUUUCUCUUAUAAGGCUUGUAUCCAUCCAUGCAAUACCCCAAGUACUUGUCAGAGUACAGAGUCAACAGCAGAAGAUUCAGACUCUUGCUUGGUGCUCACUGAGGGCUGCACCUGUGCAGAAGGAACCAUCCUUCAUAGAAUUCAUUCUGCUCUCUGCAUCCCGGAAGAGAAGUGUGCCUGUACAGAUCAUUCUGGAGUGCCUCAUGCAGUAGGUGAAAUUUGGAAAAGUUCCAGUAGUGAUUGCUGCAUGCACAAAUGUGUGGAGAGUGAUACCAUUGCUGCUGUGGAAUACAACUGCUCUGUUAAUUAUGAUGUCAGAUGUCAACGCUUUGGGGAAGUGGCUUUAAUUGUCCCUGAUGAUCAGUCCUGUUGUCAUCAGAAAGUCUGCACUUGCAAUCAAAGCCUUUGUGACACCCUGGUUCCUGAAUGCAAAGUCUUAGAGAAACUGGUGACCUAUUAUCAAGAUAACUCCUGCUGUCCAAAUUAUACAUGUGAAUGUGAUCCAGAAAAAUGUAAAUCUAUGGAACCAAUUCCCCAUUGUCGAUCAGAUCAAACUUUGGUUGCUGCCCAUGUGGAAGGCACCUGCUGCUUCUCUUAUAUUUGUUCCUGUAGCAUUUGUUCUGAUCAAAUUCCCAUCUGUCAAGAAGGAGAAAGGCUCACUGUGAAUGGCAAUACUACUGACAGAUGUUGCCCUGAUUAUCAGUGUGUCUGUGAAACCUUUCGUUGUCCUGAAUUUAAAUGUAUGUUGGGAAUGUCCCUGAUACAAGUUUGGAGUCCAGAAAAAUGUUGUCCAUAUCGUAGAUGUGAGUGUGCAUGUAAUACAAUUCCAAAGCCUCAGUGUAAACUGGGAGAGAAAAUGGUCUUAGAUGAAAAAUUCCAGAACAGCACAGAAAAUGUUUGUCACUGCACUAAAUAUAAAUGUUCAAAAGACAAAGUAUGUCUGAACAAUGAAAGAGGCGUUCUGCUUCCAGGACAAUCCAUUGUUGAACACUCAUCUGGUGGCAUUUGUCACACUUCAUACUGCACAAAUAUACUUGACCCUGUUACCAAGUUCUAUCGGAUGAAUACCUCCAUUAUUGAUUGUGCAGCAAGGUGCAAAUCUCAUCAAGUAUAUGAACAUCCAAAGGAUCUAACAACUUGCUGUGGAAAAUGCAAGAAUGUGUCUUGUGUUCACACAUUCACCAAUGGAACAAUUUCAUACUUUAAGCCUGGGUCAAGUUGGAUCUUAAACUGUCUCAAAUAUGAUUGCAUAAAUACACCAGUUGGAUCAGUUCUAAUUACAUCACCCAUAAGCUGUCCACCUUUUAAUGAAACAGAAUGUGUGAAGAUUGGAGGAUACAUUGUCCCAUUCCUUGAAGGAUGCUGCAAGACAUGCAAAGAAGAUGGAAAAUUCUGUAAAAAAGUGACUGUUAGAAUGACAAUACGCAAAAAUGAUUGUCGAAGUAAUACACCGGUAAAUAUUGUUUCCUGCGAUGGAAAAUGUCCUUCUGCAAGCAUAUAUAAUUAUAACAUUAAUACAUAUGCAAGAUUCUGCAAAUGUUGCAGAGAACUGGGACUACAAAGGCGAACUGUACAACUAUAUUGCAGUGGUAACUCAACCUGGGUCAGCUAUACAAUUCAGGAACCCACAGACUGUUCUUGCCAAUGGUCAUGAAGCAAUGCUAAAAGAGGUCUUUUUCUUAAACAGCUUUGGAGGCAAUUAAUUUUAUUCCCAGAAUAAAUUCAGAAUGUUAACAGUUCAUCACUUGAUAAUGCAGCUAUCUAUAGUUAGAACAAGAAUUACUUUUAAAGAUGAUGUUUAACAUUAAUGUUAUAUGUUUUUAGUAUGCAUCCCCAUAAGAAAAUGAUGCUUCACUGGAAUGUUCAGUAUUUUUCAAUGUUAGUUAAUUCUAUAUAAUUGGCUACUUAUAUAACUGUAUAAAUGGUUUACUUAUAUGAACAGUAGAGUGUGUGAAAAGAUAAUGGACAAUGCCUUGACAAAUAUAGCUGUGGGUCAAAUUACCCUAUUGAUGGAAAUUAUUGCCAUUCUUUACCAUAGGUUUAUCAUUAAUGUUGCAUUGUUCACAUAAAGAGACUGUAUUAAAUAUGAAAAUAGAUUGAGGAUUAUAAUCCUUUGGAUCCCCUUAAAAGAAUGGUAUGAUUCAACUAUAUGGUAAGAAAAUAGCUGCAUAUAAUCAUCUUGGAUGAUGGGAUGUGGUGAUUCAAUGAAAUAGGAAGCAUACACAUUUAGAUAUGCACAAUGAGGUGCGUCACAUCUCUGACAGGUAAAAAUGGGAUGUUUUAUUCCAAAGUACUUUUCAUUGAAACAAAAUCAACAAAAAAACCCCUCUUUGUUAGUUCAUAAUCAAUUGCUAACAAAAACAUUCCAACCUAAAAGGAGAAAUCUGGGCCCUUUUGAAUUUCAUAAAUGUAAGUUCUUGCCUUGUGCCAACUUUCAGAAGAGAGGUUGCAUG
Messenger RNA from Protobothrops mucrosquamatus (brown spotted pit viper), 10061 nucleotides. RefSeq names its product otogelin (gene OTOG). Gene Ontology annotation, biological process: L-arabinose metabolic process. Gene Ontology annotation, cellular component: extracellular matrix. The transcript has 50 exons. Lineage: Eukaryota; Metazoa; Chordata; Lepidosauria; Squamata; Viperidae. Gene Ontology annotation, molecular function: alpha-L-arabinofuranosidase activity; protein binding. The record is from RefSeq and is a predicted model, not a curated record. The annotation marks the transcript as partial.